Molecule: messenger RNA, 2148 nt
Organism: Penicillium mononematosum
Lineage: Eukaryota; Fungi; Ascomycota; Eurotiomycetes; Eurotiales; Aspergillaceae
Exons: 8
Coding region: 1-2148 (715 amino acids)
Biological process (GO): regulation of DNA-templated transcription
Molecular function (GO): zinc ion binding; DNA-binding transcription factor activity, RNA polymerase II-specific
Source: RefSeq, a predicted model, not a curated record
AUGGCCGAUACUUUUCACGAUUAUAACGGAGCCUCGACCGCACCUCGAUCGGUUCGCAAGAAGUUUGCUAAACCGCCAGUUAAGGUAGCAUGUCUGCCCUGUCGGGCUUCGAGAACACGAUGUGGCGGCCAGAUGCCAUGCGCGAAUUGUGUUAGCAAAGACAGAGAAUGUUCUUAUUUGCCCAGCAAACGAGGCGGGCCACGCAAAAAGAAGGAAAAGUCCUCCCUGUCACCAGAACAGGAAUCGAGGCGAGAUGAAGCUCUGUAUAAUGCUGUCCCUUCACCCCCGGAGUUUGAAGAAGCACCGGGGAUGUUCAACCAAAUUGAUGAGCUCUCUCUGCCUGGCGCAGGUUUGAGACAUCUAGAUUUCCAAUCCGAAGUUCCCUCCAUGUUCCAGAACUUCUUCGCUGGCGAUGGCAGUCAGUCGCACAUGCAAGUGCCCUUGACAUCACCGCCCUUGAACAGCACUCGAACUUUCGUAAGGACCUAUGGAAGCGAGCCCGAAAUAUUGAAUGCCUAUUAUGACUUUAUUCAUAACUAUUUCCCUAUUCUUCCACCGCGGGCAUCACCACCGUGUCGUGAUCGACCAUUGAACUGCUCUGUUCCAUGCUCGAACACAUCUGAACCGAUGAUGAUGUAUCGGCCACGUUCGCCUCUAAGUCUUGCACUAUCUGCAGUCUUGGCAUUGAUUCCGCAUCCAAGUGAUCUUGAACCAUCGUCUGCAGCGUCUGUAGUCCAGCGCAGGACAUAUGCGCAUGCAUUCGCCCAACUUGCCCAUUCAACAAUCGAGGCGGAGUGCGAUCUUGAUAUAUCCUCUACUGAUCCCGGACAGGCAUUAUCUGCCGCACGACCUUUUGUCGGACGGGAAAGAUUCCACUCGCAAACUCCGGUGGACUAUGAGAGUCUCCUGGCUCUCUUGGUGCUUUCAGUUUAUGAAUACUCCCAACGCGGCAACUUGCUCAAGAUGCGGUAUCGCGCUGGUCAGGCUCUUGCGAUUGCUUUGGACAAGUCACUCCAUGCUCAAAUAGAGAAUGAUGAAUUUCCGGAAGCUCGACGGAGAGCCUGGUGGAUGACGAUGCCUGCUAUCGUUAUCAAUGACCCGCAAUUCACGACUCCAUAUCCGUCGUUUGCAUCAGAUGCCGAGGGUUGGGCUAUUUUAAUACAAGCUCAACAAGUGCUUGUAUCAGCAACCCAGUUUAUUGGAGAUCUGAACAAGUGCGUUUCGUCCCAAUCAGGGAUGUACUAUAUGUUCGAACGAAUGCAGCAACUUGAUGCCUGGACCCAUUCUGUGAUUGCGCAGGCGGAGCUACUACCCCUUCUGCCUCAGACAUCAGAUUUCGGCGAUCACAACGAAUCCAUCACGGCCCAAAGCAUACGCGCAAUAUCCCGCAUCAAACUAUCUAGGUUCGAGUCAUUCGCCUUCUCAUACAUAAAUCCAACUAACAAUGACCCCAGCGCCCAAAUAAAAACGCAUCGCUUCCGAGCCUUCUCGGACAUCCCCCUCUUCAUCAAAAGACAUUGCGACCUGACAGCAGCAAAUCCAAACAGCGCCACCACAACCGUCAGCACCAAACCCGCCGGCAUCCACAACCUCACCUGCUCCUGCUCAAACCUAAACUCCUUCGAACGAGCAGCCUCGACAGAAUACAUGACCCCAUCCGAUUCCUCGACCUCAUCAGACAUCCACCCCGAAAUCAACUCAUACGCGCCCCAGUACGCUCAAUAUCCAUUUGCGGCCGGGUUCCCCUACAGCACGCAGCAGUCCGCGAAAAUCUGUCUUCAGGCCGCACUCGUCAUCUCCCGCAUGUUCCACAGCCUGCCCGUCCCACAGCCUCUCUUAGAUCCCCAGCAGCAGCAAGGUCGUCCAUUGCCCCGGACCAUGCCAUCUUUCGCAUGCUGUCUGAUGCAAAGUAGCUAUGCUAUGUUCAUGCUCUACUACAAAGCGCGCGUGGCGAAGCAGCUUGCGCCUGAACCGGAAAAUGAGCAUGACGGGGAUUCAACUGGUCAGCUCAUCGAGGAACUACGGCAGGGUUUAGAGCGGAUCAUUGGGGCUGUGUCGAAUUAUUCGCUUGCUUUUGAGGCUUUGGAUGGAAUGAGAGAUGAAAUCGAAGGUGCAUAUAAAACGGCGUUCCCACUAGCAUCUGUUUAA